Messenger RNA from Racocetra persica, 596 nucleotides. Lineage: Eukaryota; Fungi; Glomeromycota; Glomeromycetes; Diversisporales; Gigasporaceae. The record is from the annotation of a GenBank genome assembly.
AUGGAUAAUAUUUUUAAUUUCGAUUUAGACAAGGUUCGCGUUUCCAAUGUAAAUAGUGCAUAUUAUAUUAAGGAAUUUAUAACCGAACAAAAUGAACAAGAACUUUUGAACAAGAUUUUAAUGCCACCGACUCCAAAUCAACAGAUUUUUUCCGCGCCAAAGCCGAAAUGGGUUGUUCUAAAAAACAGAAGUGAAGUUUCAGCAUACACGAUUAAUUUUGUUAAACACGAUAGACUACAAAACUGGGGCGGUAUACCAACAGAACGCGGGAUGCUUUCUGAACCGCUUCCACCUUGGUUAACAACUUGUACGUUUCCAAAAUUUUCAGCUCUUGGCCUAUUUAAUGAAUGCGAAAAAUUCAAAUUGCCAAACCAUUGUUUAAUUAAUGAGUAUGAAAGUGGGCAAGGAAUUAUGCCGCACGAAGAUGGUCCAUUUUAUUAUCCAACAGUAGUAACAGUUUCAUUAAAAUCACAUACCAUUCUUGAUUUUUAUAAACGUUUGGAUUCAAUGAAUUGCACAAUGGCCAAUACAAAUAACUGCGAGAAUAAGAGCUAUUAUAGAGCACCAGAAUUUUCACUGCUACUUGAACCUCGAAG